Messenger RNA from Spizellomyces punctatus DAOM BR117, 1026 nucleotides. Its product is annotated as GTP-binding nuclear protein spi1. The transcript has 10 exons. The record is from RefSeq and is a predicted model, not a curated record. The coding region runs from base 200 to 853 and encodes 217 amino acids. Gene Ontology annotation, molecular function: GTP binding; GTPase activity. Gene Ontology annotation, biological process: protein import into nucleus; ribosomal subunit export from nucleus. Gene Ontology annotation, cellular component: cytoplasm; nucleus. Lineage: Eukaryota; Fungi; Chytridiomycota; Chytridiomycetes; Spizellomycetales; Spizellomycetaceae.
GCGCAGUUCACUACGCGAGUUCGCAACUCGUUUAUCCUUUUUGGGCGACCUCAGAGUGACGUUCGACUCACACGCUUAGCCUUUGGGGUCCCCCGUUCAGGCCUUCGUUGACCAUCCAUCCGGCCAUCCGCACGAGUAUCCAUCCAUCCAUCCAUCCACCAUCCCUUGACAUACUCUCGCUUGAAAGAAUUUAACAAAGAUGGCUGCACCCGCCGCGAACAUGCCCACUUUCAAGCUUGUGCUUGUUGGUGACGGAGGUACAGGGAAGACCACAUUUGUGAAGCGUCACUUGACUGGAGAGUUUGAGAAGAAAUACGUGGCUACCCUCGGUGUGGAGGUCCACCCCUUGACAUUCCACACAAACUUUGGUCAAAUCUGCUUCAACACUUGGGACACGGCUGGCCAGGAAAAGUUCGGUGGUCUGCGUGACGGUUACUAUAUCCAAGGACAAUGUGCCAUCAUUAUGUUCGAUGUGACUUCCCGCAUCACGUACAAAAAUGUGCCAAACUGGCACCGGGACCUUGUCCGCGUUUGCGAAAAUAUCCCGAUCGUGCUCUGCGGAAACAAAGUGGACAUCAAGGAACGUAAAGUGAAGGCUAAGGCUAUCACUUUCCACCGCAAGAAGAAUCUUCAAUACUACGACAUUUCAGCCAAGAGCAACUACAAUUUCGAGAAGCCCUUCCUUUGGCUUGCUCGCAAGUUGAUUGGCAACCCCAACCUUGAGUUCGUGGCUGCACCAGCAUUGGCUCCUCCUGAAGUUGCCAUCGAUGCUGCUCAGCUUGCGAUGUACGAGAAUGAGCUCAAGGAGGCGGCAGAACGACCUCUCCCUGCCGAGGAAGAUGACGAUAUGUAAUUCCUUUGAUCGAUUCCCCCUUCGGAUCUUAUCCCUAAAAUUGCUCGCGGGUGUGUUUCUUGCGGGUCGUCUGUCUCCGUACCCUCCGUUUUCUUUUUACCUUGUCAAUAGAUUGUGCAUAUCGGAAUUUUGAGGAGCAGAUGUAGUAAUAUAUGGUUGUGUUAGUUUGCCGA